Aspergillus calidoustus is the source of this 4011-nucleotide messenger RNA. The record is from the annotation of a GenBank genome assembly. NCBI's taxonomy places the organism in Eukaryota, Fungi, Ascomycota, Eurotiomycetes, Eurotiales, Aspergillaceae.
UUGGAAUCUCUCAGUAUCUAAAUCACGGUAGGUGUGUUUGGACUGUUGGAUCGAGGCCAGGAACCCUGGUGACUGGUCAGCCCGAGCGGAGUUAACAAAAGGAGUCCGCAACCAGCGUCAUCAAGAUUUCUGCGAGAUAAACGCGCCCGCCGAGGGAAGUUCCGCAAACCUCGAAGCACCUCACCACUUCUCCAUCCUCCUCCCAUCUGCUUACCAACUCAAAACCUCCCAACGAAGGAACGGGUGCCAAUGUCAAAUCAAUCCUGAGUUCGAAAGCUGUCCAUGCAAGCCACUCCUCCCGCCCUGAUUCAGCGAUAAGCUCGUGCCCCAUCCCCGCAGGCGUCCCCGAAGCACGCAUUAGCGACUCAGAGGAGUUCAUCCGAGGCAAGAUGUCUUAUGUAGUGCCAAUUCAUCGGGCCAGCAGCAUCCGACAUGCCUUGAAGCUGCAAUUUAUAAAUUCCGAGGAGGAAACACUGGUUGUUGCAAAAUCGAACCAGCUCGAAUUCUACUCCCUCACACCCGACGGCCUCUCCCUCAUAACAUCAUGCUCGAUAUAUGCCAGAGUGACUAUGCUGGCUCGCCUGCCAGCGCCCGCGGGCUCGCCUACGGAUCACCUCUUCGUCGGUACGGAUCGCUAUUCCUACUUUACGCUCUCUUGGGAUAGCACACAGAACCAGGUCCGUACGGAACGAAAUUAUGUUGAUAUCUCCGACCCGUCCUCCCGUGAGGCACAAACAGGUAGUCGGUGCAUGAUUGAUCCGAGCGGACGGUUCAUGACGCUGGAGAUAUACGAUGGCAUGAUUGUGGUUAUACCUAUUGUACAGCCACCUAGCAAAAAGAGGGGAAGGCAAGUGGCGCCGCCUACUGGUCCUGACGUCCCGAAGGUUGGAGAGUUGAGCGAGCCGAUAACAACACGGAUUGACGAGCUCUUCGUGAGGUCUUCGGCGUUCUUGCACGUGCAGUCUGGGCCACCGCGGUUGGCGUUACUGUAUGAAGAUAACCAGAAGAAAGUCCAGCUGAAAGUUCGGGAGUUGAGCUAUACCUCUGGGUCAGCAGCUGAAUCGGAAUUCACACAUGUUGCGGAUUACACGCAGGAGCUGGACCUUGGGGCAUCUCACCUUAUACCUGUUCCUGCUCCUCUAGGUGGGCUUCUUAUCCUGGGCGAAACAACCAUCAAGUAUAUUGACGCGGACAAUAAUGAGAUUGUCUCUCAGCCUUUGGAAGAGGCAACGAUAUUUGUGGCAUGGGAACAGGUUGAUAGUCAGAGGUGGUUACUCGCAGAUGACUACGGGCGGUUAUUUUUCUUGAUGCUCGUCCUCGAGAAUUCUGUGGUGGAACGCUGGGAAUUACACCGUCUCGGAAACGUAUCACGGGCUUCUGUCUUGGUAUAUCUUGGGGGUGGAGUGGUGUUCGUAGGAUCACAUCAAGGAGACUCACAAGUUCUGCGCAUCACCGACCAGUCAUUCGAAGUCAUCCAGACCUUGUCCAACAUUGCCCCUAUUCUGGAUUUCACUGUCAUGGAUCUGGGCAACCGCACGAGUGAGAGCCAAACGCACGAAUUCUCAUCCGGCCAGGCUCGUAUUGUUACCGGCUCUGGAGCUUUCGAUGAUGGCACCCUCAGAAGCGUGCGUAGCGGCGUUGGGAUGGAAGAGCUGGGCGUGCUAGGCGACAUGGAACACAUCACCGACCUGUGGGGGUUGCAGGUUGAGUCGAGCGGUGAUUUCUUGGAUACGCUUUUGGUUACAUUUGUGGACGAGACGAGGGUCUUUCGCUUCAGCCCUGAUGGGGAGGUCGAAGAACUGGAAAGCUUCCUUGGACUGAGCUUGUCGGAGAACACUCUCCUUACCGCGAACUUGCCCAACGGCCGCGUGUUACAGGUCACCGAGCAGAGGGUUCUUAUUGCGGACAUCGAAGGCGGGAUGAUUGUCUCCGAGUGGACACCACGGAACCAGCUGAUAAUUACCGCUGCCUCUGCUAACGACGAUGCAUUGGUUGUCGUCGCUGGGGGUGAACUCGUGACUGUUCUGGAUAUUCGUUCAAACGCUAAUGUCAUAGCGGAGAAGGACUUUGGGGCAGACAAACAGAUAUCAGGUGUGACGCUACCUUCAUCGCCGACAGGUGUCUGCAUUGUAGGGUUCCCUCAGUUGGCCAAGGUCUCGGUGCUGAAGCUAGAAGAUCUGUCGGAUAUCAAUACGACUUCUCUUGGUCCUGCUGGCGAGGCGUUCCCACGUUCAGUACUCGUCGCCAGCGUGCUAGCGGACAGUCUUCCAACGCUUUUCAUUUCUAUGGCUGAUGGCAGCGUCAUUACAUACAGUUAUAACCCUAACGGCCAUUCCCUCACCAGCAUGAACAAGCUUAUCCUCGGAUCUGAACAGCCGACCUUUAAGAAGCUGCCGAGAGGCAACGGCCUGUACAACGUCUUUGCCACAUGCGAAAACCCUAGCUUAAUCUACGGAUCUGAAGGCCGAAUCAUUUAUUCGGCGGUGAAUUCGGAAGGAGCUUCGCGCAUCUGCCAUUUCAACUCAGAGGCAUAUCCAGAGUCAAUUGCAGUGGCUACUGCCAAAGAGCUGAAAAUCGCGUUGGUUGACAAGGAACGGACUACGCAGAUUCAAACGCUCCCAAUUGGCGCUACUGUCCGCCGUGUCGCAUACUCCCCGUUAGAGAAGGCCUUUGGCAUUGGCACGAUAGAUCGCAAGCUGAAGGAUGGCGAGGAGAUUGUAAAAUGUCAGUUUGUCCUGGCAGAUGAGAUCCUCUUCCGACGCCUUGACUCCUUCGAACUCAACGAAGGCGAGAUUGUGGAAAGUGUGAUUAGAGCUGAGGUGCCGAGGGGCAAAGACGGAGAUGCAAAGGACUGCUUCAUCGUCGGAACAGCAGACCUGGAUGAUGCGGAGACAAACAUCUUCCGAGGGCGCAUCAUGAUAUUCGAAGUCGACAACGGUAGAAAGCUUAGUAAAGUCGCCGAGUCUGCUGUGCGAGGAGCAUGUCGAGCGCUGGCAAUCAUGGGAGAUAAGAUCGUUGCAGCACUUAUCAAGACGGUUGUGGUUUAUCGGAUAACCAACAUCUUCAGUGGCAUAAAGCUCGAGAGGCUAGCCACCUACAGGACGUCUACUGCCCCCGUGGAUGUCACAGCGACAGACAACACGAUUGCCAUAUCUGAUCUGAUGAAGAGCGUCUGCAUCGUGGAAUACAGAGAAGGCGAAAACGGACUCCCUGAUAAAUUAGUCGAAGUGGCUCGACACUACCAAACCGUGUGGGGAACCGGUGUUGCCUCAAUAGCCCCGGAUACCUACCUCGAGAGUGAUGCAGAGGGUAAUCUGAUUGUCCUUCGCCGAAAUCGCUCCGGGGUGGAGGAAGAAGACCGUCGCAGGCUGGAAGUUACGGGUGAAAUCUCCCUCAGCGAGAUGGUCAACCGCAUCCGCCCUGUCAAUAUACAACAACUGCCCGACGCAACCGUCUUCCCAAGGGCUUUCCUCGGAACGGUCGAAGGCUCAAUAUAUCUAUUCGCUUUAAUAAACCCCGAUCACCAAGACUUCCUCAUGCGCCUGCAAGCAACAAUGGCCAGCCGCGUCGACUCCCUGGGCGACCUGUCCUUCAUGGAAUUCAGAAGCCUGCGGACACUGACCCGGCAAGCCUCCGAGCCUUACCGCUUCGUCGACGGAGAGCUGAUCGAGCGGUUCUUGACCUGCGAACCGAAUGUGCAAAAAGAGAUUGUCGAUAUGGUGGGGAAGAGCGUCGAGGAGGUAAAGGUUAUGAUUGAGGCGCUUAGGAGGUUGCAUUAGAUCUCUUCAGGACAUAUUCUUCUUACCUUAUAUGGCUUUGUGGCCAGUAUCUAUUCGAUUCAGAUCUGCGGGCCUAUCUACUUAUGAAUUAUAUGCAUAGAAUUCUUUAUGAUUUAUCGACUUCUCCAAUACUCAGGUAGGCUUCCGCCUCUUCUGCUGAGAUACGUUCACUGGGCGAGGUAGAAAGUCCACUAGGUGCGAUAUACCCUAAAUUCAUUGGCUACAGACCCUC